AUGAACGAGGGUGAUGGAGCAUUACCUACUUCUUUGAUAAAUUCAGUUACAGAGAUUAAUCAUUCAACUAGUAGUGUUGUUACUGAUUCAAGUAGUAAUGAUGAUACUUCAAGCCUCAUCAACUCACCUAGGGUGUGUUACUCCCCUAAAGGAUCCAAGAAGUACAUUGCAGGCUGCUUGCAUCAUCUUAAACCUAGUGUGGGUAUGAUUUUUGAUUCUUUAAAAGAGGCUGAACUUUUUUAUAAAGUUUAUGCUGCUCACUGUGGUUUUCAAGUGCGCAAUGGGACUGAUAAAAAGCAAAAACAAACUGUUGGAAAAGAAAUUGUUGAAGUGAUAGUUCUCAAAUAUUUGCUUUGUACUAAGCAAGGUUAUUAUCAACCCAAGCCUAGAAAUCAAGAUGCUGAGUGUAGUCAAACGCGGAAAAGAAGUGUGACACGUUCUGGUUGCUCUGCUUGUAUUCGGUUACGGUAUAGUUCUGGUGGUAAAUAUGUGAUUUAUUAUUUUCAUGAGGGUCAUUCUCAUCCUUUUUUAACCCCAAGCUCCAUACCCUUUACUAAAGAAUCCAGGCAGUUGACUCAGGUGCAAAAGCAAUAUAUUUUUAAUAAUGCCAAAGUUAAUAUAGGGCAUGUUAAGUCCUAUAGGAUGAGUAAAGAACAUUGUGGAAGUUAUAACAAUGUUCGUGGUACAAAAACUGAUUUUAAAAACUUUUAUCGUGAUUUGAAAGUUUAUAUAGGCGAUAAAGAUGCGUUUAUGUUCAAGGAAAAUUUUGAGAGGAAAGUACAGGCUUCUAAUGGGGGUUUUUACUUUGAUUAUUGUGUUGACAAGCAUAAACAACUUACUCGUGCUUUUUGGGCUGAUUCAAUCUGUAGGAAAAAUUAUGCAUUAUUUGGGGAUGUUGUUACUUUUGAUACUUUGUUGUCCAAAGAAGAUACUGCCUCUUUUGUUUGGUUGUUUGAGACAUUUUUGAAGUGCAUGGGUAAUUGUGAACCUUAUUGUUUGCUCACGGAUCAAGAUCCUGCCAUGUCAAUUGCUAUAGAGAAAGUGUUUAAAACGACUAAACCGCGUUUAUGUAUGUGGCAUAUAAUGCGUAAGGUGCCUGAUAAAGUUGGCCCUGUUCUUUGCAGAGAAACUGAUUUUUUGAAGAAGUUAAAUGCAGUGGUAUGGGAUUCUGAUUUGGAUCCAACUCAGUUUGUAUCCGAAGAAUGUGAGGCAGCAUGUUUUGCAUGUGGUAUAGAGAGUUGCAAUUCAUGUUAUGGUGCUGGUGAAGAGUUUUCUGUUGUUUAUGAUAACGAGAGGCGCAAGAAUUAUGAUGUUAUUUUUGACACGAGUUCUAAUGAUAGUACAUGCAGUUGUAGAAAGUUUGAGAGUGAAGGGUAA
Messenger RNA from Spinacia oleracea (spinach), 1377 nucleotides. RefSeq names its product protein FAR1-RELATED SEQUENCE 5-like. NCBI's taxonomy places the organism in Eukaryota, Viridiplantae, Streptophyta, Magnoliopsida, Caryophyllales, Amaranthaceae. Bases 1 to 1377 code for a protein of 458 amino acids. The transcript is spliced from 3 exons. The record is from RefSeq and is a predicted model, not a curated record.